Molecule: messenger RNA, 1079 nt
Organism: Drosophila albomicans
Lineage: Eukaryota; Metazoa; Arthropoda; Insecta; Diptera; Drosophilidae
Gene: Osi8
Exons: 2
Coding region: 1-864 (287 amino acids)
Source: RefSeq, a predicted model, not a curated record
AUGAUCAAAUACGUGUGGCACGUGGCGGCGCUAAUGAUUAUCUUCUGUUGGCUGCCGGCGACGAGCGCUCGCACUACCAGCUAUAAUCACAUUAAUGGCUUGGGAGUGGAACAACAACAGCAAAAGACUCAACAACCGCCAAUGCAAUCAUCGAACUCAGCUGCCUCAUCAUCAUCAUCAUCGGGUAUUUGGAAGGAUCUGUCUCUGGUCUAUCGCAUCUAUCAGCAAUGCACGGGUGAAAACAUGGCCGUGUGUCUCAAGCUGAAGCUUUUAACUGGACUAGAGAAGGCUUUCCGCACCGCUAAAACAUUGUCUCUCUUUGAGGGAGUUCAAUUCGUGGCCAGCGGCGAGGAGAUGCAGAAGCGUGCGCAUUUGCCACCCAUAAAUGAGCAAGAUAUUGAGGCAGUUCUUCCUCGAGGCAUAGAUGCCAAGGAUCAGGUAUUGAACAGCAUGAUUAUGAAGCGUUUGGGCAGCUUCUUGCAGGAUCACACGUUACAGAUUAAGUUUCCUGAUAUGCGGGAUGCGGACAGCAACUCGAUUGAGGGUCGCAAGAAGAAGGACAAAAAGGGCAGCGGUGCCUACAUUAUGAUUCCUCUGCUGCUUGGUGGCACCAUUGUACCCAUUGCGUAUGGAGCAUUGGCAAUGUUGGCGGGCAAGGCUCUAAUUGUGUCGAAGUUGGCUUUGGUGCUGGCCUCCAUCAUUGGCAUUAAGAAGUUGCUGAGCGGCGGCGGCGGUGGCAAGGAAUCUUCACAUGAAGUUGUUGUCUCUUCUGGCGGUCAUUCGGGCUGGGGGCGUGACUUUGAUGUGGCCUACAGCGGCUGGAAGCCGGCCAAGGAAUCAGCGGGUAGUUCCAAGAGCUUGUAGAGCAAUUGCCAGCUUGUCGAGCUUACGUUUGCAUUUGGAUGUGGAUGUGGAUAGGAUGAAGAAAACCAAAGAAACGAUUGCCGCAUGAAUUGUCUGAAUAAGAAAUAAUGUCUUAGCUUAAUUCGAUGACGUAUUUAUAUAUAUAACGAACUAAAUGUGUGUAUUAGGCAUAAGUAAGCGUUAAUUAAAUAUAGUAAACUUUGCUAAAAAAAAAG